Sorghum bicolor (sorghum) is the source of this 1934-nucleotide messenger RNA. Its product is annotated as 26S protease regulatory subunit 7A. The transcript is spliced from 10 exons. Gene Ontology annotation, molecular function: proteasome-activating activity; ATP binding; ATP hydrolysis activity. Gene Ontology annotation, biological process: proteasome-mediated ubiquitin-dependent protein catabolic process. The record is from RefSeq and is a predicted model, not a curated record. Gene Ontology annotation, cellular component: proteasome regulatory particle, base subcomplex. The coding region runs from base 382 to 1662 and encodes 426 amino acids. NCBI's taxonomy places the organism in Eukaryota, Viridiplantae, Streptophyta, Magnoliopsida, Poales, Poaceae.
CAUUCAAGACCGCACGCUGGGACCUCUCAUCCCGGCGGCCAGCGGCCGCAGCUGCUCCGAGCACUACCAGCAGCGCCGUAGAAGAUGCCGCUGAGGUGCACCGCCACCACCUGCAGUAGAGGAAGGCCGCCUCGCACUAGCCCCGCUGCCGCGGCCUCACUCGCGCGCCGGUCGUGGUGGCCUGGGCGGACAACGCGCGUCUUCGCUGGACAACUGCGCCGUUUGCAGGCUUAUCCGUCCGAUCAGUAUCACACGGUGCAGAACGUCCCUUGGAGAAGAGGAAAGAAAAAUACCAGUAAAACCUCCUCGCCCCCACGGACCUGAGCCGCCUCCGCCGCCCUCGCGCCUCGCCGCCGGAGAAGCGCCGCUCGCUCAGGAGCCAUGGCACCGGAACCGGAGGAUGAGAUCAUGAACGAGAAGAACCCUCGCCCCUUGGACGAGGACGACAUCGCCCUCCUCAAAACAUAUGGGCUUGGGCCGUACUCGACCAGCAUAAAGAAGGUCGAGAAGGAGAUCAAGGAAAUGGCUAAGAAAAUCAAUGACCUUUGUGGGAUAAAGGAGUCUGAUACAGGGCUGGCUCCACCUAGCCAGUGGGAUUUGGUUUCAGAUAAACAGAUGAUGCAAGAAGAACAGCCAUUACAAGUAGCAAGGUGUACAAAGAUUAUAAGCCCUAAUACGGAUGAUGCCAAAUAUGUUAUAAAUGUAAAACAAAUUGCAAAGUUUGUGGUUGGACUGGGGGAUAAGGUCUCUCCAACUGAUAUCGAGGAAGGGAUGAGGGUCGGUGUUGAUCGUAACAAGUACCAGAUUCAGAUCCCUCUUCCACCAAAAAUUGACCCAAGUGUUACCAUGAUGACUGUGGAGGAAAAGCCAGAUGUGACUUACAACGAUGUUGGUGGCUGCAAGGAGCAGAUUGAGAAGAUGCGUGAAGUUGUUGAACUUCCUAUGCUUCACCCAGAAAAGUUUGUCAAGCUUGGUAUUGACCCUCCUAAAGGCGUCCUUUGCUAUGGUCCACCUGGUACUGGCAAGACUCUUCUUGCAAGAGCUGUAGCAAAUCGGACUGAUGCUUGUUUCAUCCGUGUAAUUGGAAGUGAGCUAGUUCAGAAGUAUGUCGGAGAAGGUGCUCGGAUGGUCAGGGAACUGUUCCAGAUGGCCCGCUCAAAGAAAGCAUGCAUUGUUUUCUUCGAUGAAGUUGAUGCUAUUGGUGGUGCUCGUUUUGAUGAUGGGGUCGGUGGUGACAAUGAGGUGCAGCGAACAAUGUUGGAAAUAGUAAACCAGCUUGAUGGGUUUGAUGCAAGAGGGAACAUCAAAGUCCUCAUGGCCACUAAUAGGCCUGAUACCUUGGAUCCUGCGCUUCUGCGUCCUGGUCGUCUGGACAGAAAGGUAGAAUUCGGGCUACCUGACCUGGAGGGCCGUACUCAAAUUUUCAAGAUCCAUACACGAACCAUGAACUGCGAGCGAGAUAUUCGUUUCGAGCUUCUGGCACGUCUCUGCCCCAACUCUACUGGAGCGGAUAUAAGGAGCGUUUGCACAGAAGCUGGGAUGUAUGCCAUCCGUGCCCGCAGGAAAACGGUGACAGAAAAGGACUUCCUCGAUGCUGUCAAUAAGGUCAUCAAGGGCUACCAGAAAUUCAGUGCAACACCCAAGUAUAUGGUGUACAACUAGUCAGUGCGUCUUCAUGGGAUUUGUUGUUUUCAGAACUCUGGAUCUUUUUGAUGAUUGUAUCAUCAUGGGGAUUCUAUGCAAAGAUUGUUGUUUGUUUAGCAAAUUGGAUCCCCAGUGACUGUAACCUGUACCACAUGUUUUUAAGAUAAGGUUCUCCGCUCGGCGAUUCAUGUUGCUCGUGUUUAUGACUGAUGAUGUGCACAUGACGCAAAGUUCAUUCGGAGAACUCACGAAAUGUAAAUCUCAGGCAACGCAGGUGGUUGUUGCUCUGA